Messenger RNA from Penicillium canariense, 1680 nucleotides. RefSeq lists its product as uncharacterized. The transcript is spliced from 6 exons. Bases 1 to 1680 code for a protein of 559 amino acids. Lineage: Eukaryota; Fungi; Ascomycota; Eurotiomycetes; Eurotiales; Aspergillaceae. The record is from RefSeq and is a predicted model, not a curated record.
AUGUCGGUCGUGUUUUCAAACGUGACGAUGAGGAAGAUAUUCACUUUUGGAGUAUUGGUCGCCGCGACAACCGCAGUCCCGGUGGUGGACAAGCCUCAUCCUCCAUAUCUUGGUGAUUUAAGAUGGGAAGCAUCCAGGACUCCGUCAAACUGGUCCAAUUUGAGCGUUGAAACGAGAACUGGGACGUUCAUUGGUAGCUUCAAUGAAAGCUAUCCCAAUGUUCGACAGUUUCUGCGAGUUCCGUUUGCCCAGGUACGGGUCCCAUCCGAGAAAGAAGAAGUGUGCCCUUUGUAUAACCGUUUGAGCCUGUCCCAGCCCCCUGUUGGUGAUCUCCGUUGGAUGCCUCCACAAAAGGUUCCACCUUCGAGGAAGAGGUAUGACGCGACCAUGUACGGGCCCGUCUGCCCACAGUAUGUCCAAAGCCAGGAUUCAUUCUGGAAAGAUUACGAGCCCGCUAGUUCCGUGCUCAAUCUUGGGGAGAACCGCACUCAGGGAUCGGUGGCCUGGUCCUCGGCUGAAGACUGUCUGUCCAUCGCCAUCUGGACUCCCGCCAACGUGAGCAAAGCAUCCAAGCUUCCAGUAGCGUUGUUUGCAACGGGGGGAGCAGGUUUGGAAGGGGGCAUCACGAUUCCCGCUCAUCUGCCCACUCAGUGGGUGUCGCGGUCUCAGGAGCAUAUCGCAAUUACUAUGAACUACCGAGUGAAUAUCUUUGGCAACCCCAAGUCCCGAGCCCUCCCGGAGACUUCGCUCAGCUUACUGGAUAUGAGGGCUGCAGUUGAGUGGGUUUACGAGAACAUCGAGGCCUUUGGAGGAGAUCCAGACAAUAUCUUCCUCUGGGGCCAGUCGCAGGGAGGCGCGUUAACGCACAUAUACACCCUCGCAUUUCCGGACAAUCCCCUCGUAGCAAGUUAUGGCAUCAUCUCACAGGAGCCCGGUACGACGCUCGAUCUCUCGACGACGAGCGAUCCCUAUCGAGAUUUUGACAUUGUGGCCAAGGCUCUCGGCUGCAACUACGGCGACGACGCUGAGGCCGAGCUCAACUGCAUGCGCAUGCUCUCCUGGGUUCAGAUUGAAGAAUACAUCAAUCGCUACACAGGCACGCCCCCGAUAUCUUUUAUGGCCUAUAUCCCUGAUGAAAGAUACAUCUUCGCCAACGAAACCUUGCUCUAUCUGGAGGGCAAGGUAGCGAAGGGCCCAGCUAUCCGCUCAUUUGCAGCCCGCGAGAUCGCGGUCGAUAACAAUAUUACCUCGUCGCAAGCUGACGCGCGACAGUGGGCGUGUCUGGCAGCGUCGGACACUGCGUUGCGGUUUUCACACGGCCUCCCUACGUACCGAUACUUCUGGGCUGGUAAUUUCUCCAACAUCAGUCCCGUCCCUUGGUUGGGGGCCUUCCACUACUCCGAUUUAGUCAUGAUCUUCGGCACCUAUGUGAAAAGCGUCGGGGAGAUAUCCCAGCUCGAGAUCGACACUUCGAACACCAUGCAAGACUUUUUGCUCGCUUUCGUCAAGGACCCAUCUACAGUCUCACAGGUGGUUGGCUGGCCUCUGUUCAAUCCCAACGAACCGAAUGGGGGCCUGAUCGUCGAGUUCGGCAAGGAUGUUCCUGCAAAGAACAUUACUGGGCACUACGUGGAUGGCGGAUGCUACGACUCUUCGAUUGCAUUCAAAGUGGAUGGGUGA